AUCCUACAUCUUCCCACUUUUCAUAUCCCUAUACGCCCUUAUCCAAUAUCCCACAAGGUAUACACAUAGAAUCCAGAGCUGGGUAUUGGCCAGCAUGUUCGAACCGCACCUCGGGAUGAACGACCCUUCAGGAGGGGAUAACAAGUCGUUCAACGACGACUCGAACACGUCCGCCAAGGACUUGCUGGCCGAGUUGGAUAGGAUCGCUCCGAUCAAGGCUUUCGAUGCGUUUCCAAAGGUACAAUCGACAUACACCGAGCGGUCCAGAAGAGGAGGCAUCCUAACAGCCCUCGUCGGGGGGAUCAUCUUUCUCCUCAUCCUCAACGACCUGGGAGAGUUCAUGUUCGGCGCCCCGACGUUUUCGUUCCACGUAGAUCCUACGGUGGAUACGAAAGAGUUGCAGUUGAAUGUGGAUCUGACCGUUGCUAUGCCUUGUCACUACCUGUCGAUCGACGUGAGGGACGUCGUUGGGGAUAGGUUGCACUUGUCGGACGAUUUCGUCAAGGAUGGGACCGUUUGGGAGACGGGUCGAGCGUUGAACGUACAAUCUUGGCUGAUAAAUCAAAUAUACGAACCUGAUAGACCUGCGGCAGCGACGAUCCCCUCUGCCAACCAGGUCGUCCAUGACGCCCAUCGCGGUUCCCGAACCCCCUUGACUCUCCCUAAACCAACCAGGCAAACAUCUACCAGCUCCGGCCUCCGUCGAAUAUUUUCUUCCCUCUUCGGCUCCUCCUCCUCAUCUUCAUCCCAACCUGUGAACCCGAACGUAUCCAACCGACGCCCUCCUAGCCCGAAAGAUAACUUACGGAGGAACAUUAAAGGGUUCAGGAAGACGGAGAAUUGGAGACCGACCGAAGGGCCUGAGCAGGGGAAGGCUUGUCGGGUGUACGGGAGCGUCGGGGUGAAGCGGGUUACGGGGAAUUUACAUGUUACGACGUUGGGGCAUGGGUAUAUGAGUUGGGAACAUACGGGGCAUGAUCUGAUGAAUCUCUCGCACAUCAUCCACGAGUUCUCGUUUGGGCCUUUCUUCCCUGCGAUCGCCCAGCCUUUGGACAUGACCUACGUCAAGACCGAGGAGAAAUUCCCGAUCUUUCAAUACUUUUUGAGCGUGGUCCCGACGACGUAUAUCGAUUCGAGUCGACGCAAGAUCCAGACUAGUCAGUACGCGGUGACCGACUAUUCCCGUACGGUAGAACACGGACGAGGCGUCCCCGGCAUCUUUUUCAAGUUUGACCUCGAGGCGCUGAGCAUGACGGUCGAGGAGAGGACGACGACGUUGUAUCAGUUCUUGAUCAGGUUGGCUGGGGUGAUCGGCGGGGUAUGGACGACGGCAGCGUUCGCACUCCGGAUCCUCACCCGGGCGGAAAAGGAAGUCAAGGUCAAGGUGCUCAAGACGGAAAAACCGUACACGCCGAGCGUACUCCCGAGUCCCGGAGGAGGUGGAGGUGGAGGUGGUAUGGGAAGUGGGAAGAUGGGGAUGGCGAGGAGGAGCAGUAGUUAUUUCGGACAGGUGGAUGCGGGGUAUCGAUAGACUCGACUUGACUCGCUGAGGGGUUCCUUGUAGAUGAAGAUGCAACGAUGUCAAUCUCGGAUCCGAUGGACGAGUCAGGGAGAUAAGGUUCUCGGUGGGUUUUGGAGUGAACUCGGUAGUAAUUCUCGAGUCAACAACCAUCUCGAGCGAUGAGCGACGUCUGCUGCUUGAAAACAUAUAAAGCAAGACUAGACGACUGGUCUUACUGCGAGGUGGAUGGUGGCGAGAUAGCAACAGGUUUAUCAUAUAAACCAUAGAUCUUUCAUCAGCAUGACCUCGUUUCCUUCGUCGGGAUCGUUCAUCGAACAGGUUCGGACGAGUUGCAGGAACGUCAGGCAGGAUGCGGGGAUCAAGGUG
Messenger RNA from Filobasidium floriforme, 1888 nucleotides. Its product is annotated as endoplasmic reticulum vesicle transporter-domain-containing protein. The transcript has 9 exons. NCBI's taxonomy places the organism in Eukaryota, Fungi, Basidiomycota, Tremellomycetes, Filobasidiales, Filobasidiaceae. Gene Ontology annotation, biological process: retrograde vesicle-mediated transport, Golgi to endoplasmic reticulum; endoplasmic reticulum to Golgi vesicle-mediated transport. Bases 95 to 1531 code for a protein of 478 amino acids. The record is from RefSeq and is a predicted model, not a curated record. Gene Ontology annotation, cellular component: Golgi membrane; COPII-coated ER to Golgi transport vesicle; endoplasmic reticulum.